Messenger RNA from Entrophospora candida, 152 nucleotides. The record is from the annotation of a GenBank genome assembly. NCBI's taxonomy places the organism in Eukaryota, Fungi, Glomeromycota, Glomeromycetes, Entrophosporales, Entrophosporaceae.
UCUUUUGGGAUCCAGUACUUCCACUUCCACCUGCAGUUGAGUAUGUACCAGCUGUUCCUAAUCCUCUUGCAACUGAAACUGCGCCUGUUAAUUUUACUAUUGAUCUGUAUCAAGUUCAACAACUAGUUUUAAGUGAACAAGAUAAUGCAUAA